Messenger RNA from Cavia porcellus (domestic guinea pig), 3059 nucleotides. RefSeq names its product growth hormone secretagogue receptor (gene Ghsr). NCBI's taxonomy places the organism in Eukaryota, Metazoa, Chordata, Mammalia, Rodentia, Caviidae. Gene Ontology annotation, biological process: G protein-coupled receptor signaling pathway; hormone-mediated signaling pathway. The transcript has 3 exons. Gene Ontology annotation, cellular component: plasma membrane. Gene Ontology annotation, molecular function: growth hormone secretagogue receptor activity. The record is from RefSeq and is a predicted model, not a curated record. Bases 198 to 1304 code for a protein of 368 amino acids.
GAGAGAGCUCCCUGCGCACCAGGCUCGGGGCGCUUCUCUUUGCAGAAGCCGCGGGCGCCGACCCUUCGGCAUGUGCGAGAUGCGGCUGGGGCGUGAGCGCGCAGGCCGGGCGCAGCUGCUCGGGUGACAGCUCCCGGCAGCCGCCUCCAGGGAUCUGCUCGGUCCUUCGGCGGAGCCGGUGCAGCGCAGCCGGCAGCAUGUGGAACGCGACGCCCAGCGAGGAGCCCGGGUCCAACCUCACGCUGGCCGACCCGGGCUGGGACGGCCCCGCAGGCAACGACUCCCUGGCCGAGGAGCUGCUGCUGCUGCCGCUGUUCCCCGCUCCGCUGCUGGCGGGCGUCACGGCCACCUGCGUGGCCCUCUUCGCGCUGGGCGUCGCGGGCAACCUGCUCACCAUGCUGGUGGUGUCGCGCUUCCGCGAGCUGCGCACGACCACCAACCUCUACCUGGCGAGCAUGGCCUUCUCCGACCUGCUCAUCUUCCUCUGCAUGCCCCUGGACCUCGUCCGCCUCUGGCAGCACCGUCCCUGGAACUUGGGCGACCUGCUCUGCAAACUCUUCCAGUUCGUCAGCGAGAGCUGCACCUACGCCACGGUGCUCACCAUCACCGCGCUGAGCGUGGAGCGCUACUUCGCCGUCUGCUUCCCGCUGCGCGCCAAGGUGGUGGUCACCAGGGGCCGGGUGAAGCUGGUCAUCCUGGUCAUCUGGGCCGUGGCCUUCUGCAGCGCCGGGCCCAUCUUCGUGCUCGUCGGGGUGGAGCACGAGAACGGCACCGACCCCCGGGACACCAGCGAGUGCCGCCCCACGGAGUUCGCGGUGCGCUCGGGGCUGCUCACCGUCAUGGUGUGGGUGUCCAGCGUCUUCUUCUUCCUGCCCGUCUUCUGCCUCACCGUCCUCUACAGCCUCAUCGGCAGGAAGCUGUGGCGGAGGAGGCGCGGCGAGGCGGCGGUGGGCGCCUCGCUGCGGGACCAGAACCACAAGCAAACCGUGAAAAUGCUGGCGAUAGUGGUGUUCGCUUUCAUCCUCUGCUGGCUACCCUUCCACGUAGGAAGAUACUUAUUUUCCAAAUCUUUUGAGCCCGGCUCCCUGGAAAUCGCUCAGAUCAGCCAGUACUGCAAUCUCGUGUCAUUUGUCCUCUUCUACCUCAGUGCUGCCAUCAACCCCAUUCUGUACAACAUCAUGUCCAAGAAGUACCGGGUGGCGGUCUUCAAACUUCUGGGAGUCGCGUCCUUCUCCCAGAGAAAGCUCUCCACUCUGAAAGAUGAAAGCUCUCGGGGCUGGACAAAGUCUAGCAUCAAUACAUGACCAGAUGUGUUACUGAGCUCUUCAUCACUUACUAUUCUACAUGGAAGCCAUAGGACAGCAGGACUUGGGAAGCAGCUGAAGGUCAAUAUUGGAAUUAGGGACACAUUGACUAGAAGCAACUGGAGGACAGGAAAGACAGAACCUGUAGGGCAUGAGAAGUUUGAUUCGACUGCAUCCCGUCAUUGCCCUCACACACUCUUCCUGCAUUCCCACUGCCUGUGAUUUCACCUUCUGCUGCUGGUGCUGGGGAAGACUCUGAAAACGGAAAACGCAGGAGCUGCUCAAGAGAGGACGAAUAAGGCCCUGCUGGGUGGGGAAAUACUAAAUCUGAUUUGCUAUUCCACACUGAUCAAAAUUAUCUAACUAAAAGAGUAAUAUUAAAAUAAAAUUCAAAACACGACUUUUAAAAACUAAAAAUUUUUACAAAGCUCUAGAGUAGUACGGGCUAAGACAGACAAGAUACAAUGCACAUAAGUGAUCGGUAUAAAUCGAUUAACAAAAACGUAACAUUUUCCUUCACAGGAAGUUUUUGAACACUCAAGCUGGCCAUUAAGUUUCAUCAGUAAUACUUAAUGUAUUUAGAGUUCACAAAAUGUACAGGCAAAAGAGUAGGCUCAACAACUUCUUAAGAGUAGACUCAACAACUCGUUUAAGUUAAAAAUUCUCUAAUAGUUAAAAUGGAUUUUUGAAUUAAAAUCAGUUCAAUUAAAAAUUAAUUUCCUCAAUUGUAUUAAUCACAUUUCAAGUAUUCGACAGCCAGAUGUGGCUAACGGUGAGUGAACAGAGCAGCCCUAGAGGAUAUACGUAAUUAUUAAUAAUCUUAUGUGCUGUGUUUGGAAAUAAAUACCCUAUGUCUGAAUUUGUUUUUUAGUGAAUUAGCAUAGCAAAAUUUUAGAAUAAUGAGCUCUAAGAAUCACAUUCAAAUGAGCUAUUGGUCAUGCUUUGAAUGUAACAAUAGAACAUACAAGAUUCAUUUAAAGAUAUCUAGUUACAUAUUAAGCAUUCAGGAAAUGAUAUUUUGUAAAAAUCAUAGACAAUCUCACACCAUCUUACUUGGCUUAACAAAAGCACGUAAGCCAACUAUAAGGCUUUGGUUUUUGAAUAAAAGAAUAAUUAUGACUUAAGUUUACAGGACAGUUAAUGAAAAUAGAAAUAUUUUAAAUGGUUAAGGCAGACCCAUGUGAAAAACUCAGAAUCAUAUAAAUGCUACUGCUUAUUGUCAUUCAAAAUGCUUUAAAAUCUUGUAGUCAUUUAUUUUAGAAUGUCUAUGCUGUGUCUUGUCUGCAAACCAGUGUUUCUGUUCACAUUCUACUGCUUACCUGAUAGGUAUGUGUACUUGUGUACUCAGUCCCCCUUAGUACUACAUGUGAUGAGUAGAUACCUUCAACUGAAUACUGUAUGUUCGUUUAGGAAGAGAAAACUUUCAUUUACAUUGACAUUUCUCCUUCUGUAGCCAGUUCUUUGCAUUUAAAUGUAUUGUUCUAAAGUUGAUUUCUUGCCUGGUGUGGUGGCACUCUCCUGUGAUCGCAGCACUUGGGAGGCUCAGGUAGGAGGAUCCUUGCAGGUUCGAGACCAGCCUGCACUACAAAGUGAGCCCAAGUCUUGUGAGACCUUGUCUCAAAAAGACAAAAUAAUAAUAAUAAUAAUCAAGAUGAUUUCUUUAUAAUCCUGUGCAGUACUGUACUAAGUCAUAUAAGCAAACUCUACAUAAAUUCAUUGGUUUAACUAUGGAAUUAAUUAGGCCACUUAGGGAAA